AUGCCACCAAAGAAGAAGUGCUCGCGGGGUAAUUCGUGGUGCGAUGAUAGCACAAAGUGCCUUCUAAGUAUUUGGAGUGAUUUGAAAGCACAAUCCCAACUGGAUAGUCCCUCGAAAGCAGACAAUGCUGUAUACAGCAAAAUCAGCAAUGCUUUACAUGACAUGGGUUAUGAGAGAACGAGGUUUCAGUGUAAGGAGAGGAUGAAAACUCUCAAAAAGUCGUACAGACAAUGCCGUGAUGCACUGAAGAAAAGUGGACAAUCACGCAGAACGUGUAAAUUCUACAAGGAAAUGAAUGAAAUACUGGAGAUAAGGCCAGCCACCUCUCCUGGAAAGGUGAUCCAGAGUCUUAAACCACCAGUAUCAGAUGCAGAAGACUCUGAUGCUGCUGCUGAUGGUGGUGAUCCUGCUUCUGAGGAGAUGGAAGAUGUCAUACCUCUGCUCGAGGGUGAGGAUUUGGACAUAGAUGUCUCAGGAAUCGAAAACAAGGAUGAUAAAUCAUAUGCUGAACCACAAACAAAAGAAGAGGCAAUAAUCGAAACUAAAACAACAAAGCAGAAGGGAAAACAAAGAAAAAGCCGCUUUCAAGCAUCUUUAGAGACUGUAAUGGACAGAUUCACUAAGUCAAAUGAAAGUAUUGAAGCGAGUCAAGUUGAAUUAGAAAAGAAAAGGAUUGAACUUGAAAUGAAGAAAAUACAUGACGAGGCUCACAGGAGAGAGUUUGAACUGAAGAAACUUGACAGAGAGGAGAAACAGCGAACAGCAGACAGAGACCACCAACUGCGAAUGCUCCAACUGAUCAUGAGUAGCAGACCACAGUUUCCUCUGCAGGCAGCUAUGCUUCCAGGUCAAGCUUCAGUCCACCCAGUGCCAUCUUACAGCCAGGGUUCGGAUGACUACAAGCAGCCAGUGCCCAGCACAAGCACUGCAACUCCACCAGGCGACCGCAUAUCAGAUUACUCAGAGGUAGACAUAACCCCCAUCCAAGGUCCCAGGAGAAGCCGUGGUAGUGUUACCCACAACACUGAUGGCAGCAGUUUUUAUAACCUGUGA
Molecule: messenger RNA, 1053 nt
Organism: Haliotis rubra (blacklip abalone)
Lineage: Eukaryota; Metazoa; Mollusca; Gastropoda; Lepetellida; Haliotidae
Product: myb/SANT-like DNA-binding domain-containing protein 2
Exons: 1
Coding region: 1-1053 (350 amino acids)
Source: RefSeq, a predicted model, not a curated record